Molecule: messenger RNA, 630 nt
Organism: Suillus fuscotomentosus
Lineage: Eukaryota; Fungi; Basidiomycota; Agaricomycetes; Boletales; Suillaceae
Exons: 2
Coding region: 1-630 (209 amino acids)
Source: RefSeq, a predicted model, not a curated record
AUGUACGACCACUCAGGUGCCGUUGUAACGCCUCCAAUUAACAUCGACACUCACCCAAACAAUUUCUUACACAUCUUUUCAUGCCUUGUCUUUGGUAAACUUGAGUGCCUGGGGUAUGACCCCUCGAUUCUAAAUAUCCCCGAUGAUCCUCUUCGUCUUCCUCUUCCUGCUCCCAUCGGUCGAAUCCUUGUCAACGAUCACACGUACGACAUCCUUGAAGUCAUAUUUUCUAGUCAAGGGCUUGUUGGUCGUGGUACCGUUUGUUAUUUGGCGUGGAGGGGUGACAAAGAAUAUAUCAUCAAAGAUCACUGGGUUCUUGGCAGUAAAGUGGACACCUUGAAUGAAGUCAAGAUGCUGCAGGCAAUGAAAGAUGUCCGUGGUGUUCCACAGCUCAUCGAUCACUGGCUUGUCGAGAUCAAGCCUGGGAAGGUUAAUCAAACGGGGCUUUAUCGUUACAAGCUGUUGAACAGCCUUCAAGAUGCCGUCCGCACACAUGUUCGUUUGGUGUUAAAGCCUCACGCACAACCAUUAUAUAUGUUCUGGACGAAGGCAGAGUUGUUGGGCGCUAUUCGGGAUAUCAUCAGCAGUAAGUAUAUAUUCAAUACCCCUCCCUCUUCUACAUUCAACUGA